Molecule: messenger RNA, 706 nt
Organism: Zingiber officinale
Lineage: Eukaryota; Viridiplantae; Streptophyta; Magnoliopsida; Zingiberales; Zingiberaceae
Product: cytochrome b5-like
Exons: 3
Coding region: 102-512 (136 amino acids)
Cellular component (GO): intracellular membrane-bounded organelle; membrane
Molecular function (GO): heme binding
Source: RefSeq, a predicted model, not a curated record
GAUCCCAAUGACCUUUUGCAACCAGACGACGGCCUCAGAAGCUUGAUUCUUCAGCUCUCCCCUCCUCUUCCCUCCUCUCCUUCCCAAAUCCCAGAUCCAUCAUGGCGGAACUGAAGUCCUACUCCGCCGCCGAGAUCUCGCUCCAUACCACCAAGCAAUCCUGCUGGUUGUCGAUCGGUGGCAAGGUAUACGAUGUGACUACCUUCAUGGAAGAGCAUCCUGGUGGAGAGGAUGUUAUGCUUCAUGCAUCAGCUUCUGGAGAUGCCACCCAAGCAUUUGAAGAAGUUGGUCACAGCAGCUCUGCCAUUAGCUCAAUGAAGAACUACCUUAUCGGCACCGUUGAAGAUCAUGUUUCAGAUGACCACAGGCCUCCGAAACCGACCGCCACUUCACAUAGAGAACCACCACCACCAUCCUACAGCUUAUCCGACUACUUCCUUCCUCUGCUGGUCCUCGCGGUCGCCUCUGCGGCAUGGUAUUACCUCACCUUCUAUUCCAAGACCAACGCUUAAUGGCCAUCCAACUGGAAGACUUCACUUUGGCUACUUAUCCUUUAUAUUUGGUUGAGCAUAAUUGAAUUAUAUGGAGAGUAAAGAAUCUUGAUGAUGCAAUUGAUUUGGUUCAUCAAGUGUUCUGUUUCUAAAGAUGUGUUUGAAGCAGUGAAUGCUUUAUAUUCCAAAAAUGAAUAAAUCAUGUUUCUCUUGUU